Chaetura pelagica (chimney swift) is the source of this 1209-nucleotide messenger RNA. RefSeq names its product histamine H3 receptor-like. The transcript has 3 exons. Gene Ontology annotation, biological process: adenylate cyclase-activating adrenergic receptor signaling pathway. Gene Ontology annotation, cellular component: membrane. Lineage: Eukaryota; Metazoa; Chordata; Aves; Apodiformes; Apodidae. The record is from RefSeq and is a predicted model, not a curated record. Gene Ontology annotation, molecular function: histamine receptor activity. The coding region runs from base 1 to 1209 and encodes 402 amino acids.
AUGCACAACAGCACUGCUGGAACUCCACAUGUGACUGGAACAUGCAAUGAGACUUUGUCCACACCUCCACCGAGCUCCGCGUUUUCCCUAGGCACAUUGGUGCUGCUGGCUUUCCUCAUGGUGUUGCUAGCUCUGGUCACCAUCCUGGGCAACGUCUUGGUGAUCCUUGCUUUCAUCAUGGACAGGAACCUCAGGCAUCGGAGUAACUAUUACUUUCUCAAUCUUGCUAUUUCUGACUUUGCAGUGGGUGCCUUCUGUAUACCUUUGUACAUCCCUUAUGCCCUGACUGGGACGUGGCCCUUGGGAAGAGGCCUGUGCAAGCUCUGGCUGGUUGUGGAUUAUCUCCUGUGCACAGCUUCAGUGUUCAGCAUCGUCCUUAUCAGCUAUGACCGUUUCCUGUCAGUUACAAAAGCUGUAUCUUACAGAGCCCAGCAGGGAAUAACAUCCAGCCCUGUUGUCAGGAUGGUGGCCAUCUGGGUCUUUGCCUUCCUCCUCUACUGCCCAGCAAUCCUCCUGUGGGAGCACGUGGCUGGACACAGCGUGGUAGCCGUGGAUCAGUGCCACGCCGAGUUCUUCAGCAACUGGUACUUCCUCCUGUGCACAUCCACCCUGGAGUUCUUCGUGCCGCUGGUCUCGGUGACCUACUUCAACGUGCGCAUCUUCCACAGCAUCCAGAGGCGCCAGCGGCGCGGCAGCGCGCGGGACUGCGAGGCUGCAAGGGGCAGCAGCCUGUCCUGGAGAUGGUGCCUCCUGCCAAGGCCCGGAGGGUCUUCUCCUUCAUCGGAAGCAGAGGACAGUGUUUCAUCCUUAAUGAUGCCAGUGAGACCAGCAGUGACUCCUAGCUGUCCAUCUCCAACAAAUACCGGUCCCACAGCUCUCAAGAAGGACUUUUCUUUUUCUUUCCGUUCAAGGACCGGAUCAAAACUGCAGAGGGACAAGAAAAUAGCAAAGUCUCUUGCCAUAAUUGUGUGCGUGUUUGCCGUUUGCUGGGCCCCGUACACUUUGCUAAUGAUUAUUCGUGGGGCCUGCCAAGGAACCUGUGUUCAUAUCUCCCUGUAUGAAAUAACCUUUUGGCUUUUGUGGAUCAAUUCCUCUCUGAACCCAUUUCUCUACCCUCUCUGUCACAUUAAAUUUCGGAUGGCUUUCAUGAAAAUAUUAUGUCCCAAAAAGCUGGCAACACUGAGAUCACCUAGCACACCUUCUUUUUAG